Molecule: messenger RNA, 981 nt
Organism: Colletotrichum chrysophilum
Lineage: Eukaryota; Fungi; Ascomycota; Sordariomycetes; Glomerellales; Glomerellaceae
Exons: 3
Coding region: 1-981 (326 amino acids)
Molecular function (GO): oxidoreductase activity, acting on paired donors, with incorporation or reduction of molecular oxygen; iron ion binding; monooxygenase activity
Source: RefSeq, a predicted model, not a curated record
AUGACAAUGGUCUCCUUCACCGACCCCUGGGGCUUCGUCACCAACUCCCGCGACGAGCGCAACAUGCUCGCCAGCUGGCGCCGCGGCCUCUUCUCCUUCGGCUUCGUCAACCGCUUCCGCUGGCUGCGCGACCGCGUCACCCGCGUCUGGUGGGGCCACUUCUUCCUCCCGAGCACGAGCGACGACGUCGGCAUGGGCUACCUCAUGGCGCAGGCCGACAGGCAGGUCUCGGAGAGGGAGCGGCGGAUGGAGGAGGAGGCGUUCACGCAGGAAAAGCCUGAUUUCAUGCAGCUAGCCCUUGAAGCCCGCAUCGACGGGAAGCCCCUGACGUCCUCGCAGAAGCGUGCACAUGUCACGCUGCUCAUUCAGGCCGGCGCCGACACGACAGGCACAGCCCUGGGUAGCACUCUUCGCUUCCUCCUCACACAUCCCUUGGCCCUCGCCCGCGCCCGCGCCGAGAUAUCGGCUGCCGAACAGGCGGGCCACCUCAGCCCGACGAUUCAGUACGAAGAGACGCGGACGCAUCUGCCCUUUUUCGUGGCGUGCAUCAAGGAGGCGAUCCGCCUGCACCCGUCCGCGACGAACCUCUUCGCCCGUGUGGCGCCGGCCGGGGGCAAGGUCGUGGACGGGACGUGGGUGCCGGCCGGGGCGGAGAUCACGGCUAAUGCGUGGGUCGUGCAGCGGGAUCCGCGGCUUUACGGGCCGGAUCCGGAAGCGUUCCGGCCGGAGAGGUGGUUAGAGGGGGAGGUUGGGGGUAACACGAAAGAAGCGAUUAGUGAGAUGGAAGCUUGCAUUUUCGCAUUCGGGAUUGGGCCGAGGGUUUGCCUGGGGAAGGAUGUUGCGUACAUGGAGAUGUACAAGUUAUUGCCCGAGACUGUUCGUCGCUUUGAUUUUGAUAUGAAGAGAGAGGGCAGGAUUGUCGUUGUGGGUGGUAUUGCUUAUAACGAAGACUUUGUGGUUCAGCUUAGAGUGAGGGAGUAG